Molecule: messenger RNA, 789 nt
Organism: Penicillium riverlandense
Lineage: Eukaryota; Fungi; Ascomycota; Eurotiomycetes; Eurotiales; Aspergillaceae
Exons: 2
Coding region: 1-789 (262 amino acids)
Molecular function (GO): metallopeptidase activity
Source: RefSeq, a predicted model, not a curated record
AUGGUGUUGAGGGCUCUAUUUUCUACUUUCUUAUGGGUCUCUGCCCUCGCCUCACCGGUGCACGAUACGGCAAUUCGAUCCAUUGAAAAGCGUGACACUCCAGACAUCCGCUUCGGAGACUUUACUCCCAGCCAACAAUCACAGAUCCAAGGCGCAUUCCAUGAUGCCUUAACGUUAGCGAAUCACGCUAGGCACGCAUUGACAGAGGAAUCGAUGGACAAGGUCUACUCGAAGUAUUUUCGGGAAAGAGACAGAGCCAAAGUCAAGGGGGUGUUCGACAAUAUCCUCGGCGGAGCCACCAGCGUAAGCGGAAGCAAUCUCUUAAGUUCCAUUGAGGUUGUCAAAGACUUCAAGGACCCCGAAACAAACAAAUACCACUGUAUUAGCCGCAAGCGCCAGGCGUUGUUUUACGACGAAAGCAAGCCUACAAUGAUUAUCUGUCCCGUUGCAUUUACCUCCACCGGCGGGAUAGAUAGAGCCUACGGCAAUUCUGCUGCGGUUACUUGUGAUACCGUUGGCGACGAGGUGUCAAAGAAGAUGGACACAAUGGGGUCGACUAUUUUGCACGAAUACACGCACUUCACGAGUUUGGUUGUUCCGCCCUUGUCGAGCGCAACCGACGACCAUGAAAAUAAGCUCCACGUGUUACCAGUCCUAGCGAAGACUGGCUUGGCUGUCGAAAACGCUGAGAGCUACACUCAGUUUGCGAACGAGGCGUUGUGGACCAUCAAGUGUGGGAGGUGGUUUGAUGAUGCUGAUGCAGAGUCCUCGGUCGAGGAAGACUGCUAA